Dacryopinax primogenitus is the source of this 759-nucleotide messenger RNA. RefSeq lists its product as uncharacterized. The transcript is spliced from 5 exons. The record is from RefSeq and is a predicted model, not a curated record. The coding region runs from base 1 to 759 and encodes 252 amino acids. NCBI's taxonomy places the organism in Eukaryota, Fungi, Basidiomycota, Dacrymycetes, Dacrymycetales, Dacrymycetaceae.
AUGUUUUCCCUCCUCGCUGUCCUCGCUCUAGCUUGCACCCAUGCUCUAGGUAUCAGCCUGGGCUUGAUUCUUCCCGGCAACAAUGUCUGGCACUCUUUGACUUACACUAUCACCGUUCCUCCUGGCCCGAGCUCGGCCGUGACGUCUGGGCCUUGGUUCUUCUGGGCAGGGCUUCAACCAGAGGGCGGAGGAGUCGUCCAGCCUGUUCUGCAGUGGGGUGAAAGCCCGCCCAGCGGUGAGGUCAACCCCAACGCAGCUUUUCCCCAUAUUUACCAGAUGGUGCUGUGGACUGUACCCGCCGGGGAUAAGAACAAUGAUCAGGCGCGUCAUCCUGAGUUGAGCGCAAUCAGCCAGGGCAUUUGGGCGGACGAGGGAGCCAAGAUAACCAGCACGGUCACCUUCUCCGGAGGAAAAUGGACUCAGACGGCGAAAGUUGUGAGCGGUGGUGGAUCUGGUAAUUCUGUCAGCCAGACCAUUACAGCCACACAAUACUUCGACAUGAACGGUGCCACUGAUUCUCAUGCGAACUUUUUCGUUAUCGAGUCCGAGUUGGAUGGGCAGCAGACCGGCGACUGGAACUUUGAUGUCGUCUUUACCGAUAUCUCACUGACAGCCAUGACAACCAAUGGCGUCAGCGCGCUUUGCUCUGGUGCGACCUCUCACUCCGACGGUAACGGAUUCAUCACUAUUUCGGGGUAUUCACUUUCCUCUGACGGAAAGACCUGCAAUUGGAACAAGAUAACGCUGUCUCCUCCGUAA